ACAAAGCCAACCGCGGCUGCUGGUGUCGCUGUCGCCGGGCGCGAGGGCGCGGUCCACGCGUCCCUGGGCACUGGUUAGCGCCCGGCACCUGUGCUGCAAGGGAGGCACGAGCGGUUCUGCCCCGACCUACGCUUUGGCAGUGCUUGUUUUCUUUCUCGACGGUGCUCAUGUCAUGCACUCCCUUAGCCAGGAGAUCAGAGCCUUCUCCCGGGAUAAUCUCCGGAAGCAGUGUACCCGGGUGACAACGGUAACUGGGAGGACGAUGAUAGAAACCUGGAAAGAUGCCACCGUACAGGUGGUGGAAGAAGUAGAGCCCGGCGGUGGGGGCGGUUGUGGUUUCGUCCAGGACCUUAGUUUGGACUUGCAAGUUGGCGUGGUUAAGCCUUGGUUGCUCUUAGGGUCACAAGAUGCUGCUCAUGACUUGGAUACACUGAGAAAUCACAAGGUGACUCAUAUUCUUAAUGUUGCAUGUGGAGUUGAAAAUAUAUUCCUCAGUGACUUUACAUAUAAAAACGUCUCUAUACUGGACUUGCCCGAAACCAAUAUACUUUCUUAUUUUCCAGAAUGUUUUGAAUUUAUCAAACAAGCAAAAAUGAAGGAUGGAGUGGUUCUUGUUCAUUGUAAUGCUGGAGUUUCCAGGGCUGCAGCCAUUGUCAUAGGUUUCCUAAUGGAGUCAGAAGAAAUCUCAUUCACCAGCGCCUUUUCUUUGGUGAAGAAUGCAAGACCUUCCAUUUGUCCAAAUGCCGGUUUCAUGGAGCAGCUUCGUGCAUAUCAAGAGGGCAAAGAGAACAAUAAGUGUGAGAAUAUAAUGGAGUUAGAAGGAUGCAGUAGUUCACAAGAAACAUUCUCGUGACUGUUUCUCGAAGAUUGUUUCUUGAAGAUGAUGAGUGGCUAUAAUUUCAGAAUUAGCAUCCCAUAGCCACGUUUCCCCCUUUUAGAGGGGAGACUAGCAAGAAUUCUCUUUGUUCUUGCCUUUUUUCAAGUGGAAAGGAAGAAAAUUUGAUCUGAGCAAGUGUAUAUAAAAUUCUUUUUAAAUUAUAUUUUCUUUGUUCUUUAUAAUGUGACUAAAUGUUUCUUUGGUUUGCUAAGGAAAAAUAAUGAUAUAUUACCAAUAAUUUUUCUAAGUGAGCAAAAGUUAGGGCAUAAAAAUAUUUAGUUGGUGAAGAGUUACUAUUUUUCCUUUACAGAAACUUUUAAAACAUGAAGUGCAUCUUGACUUCAGAGGAAGGUAAAGUUCUUUGUGAAUAAUUUAAGAUAAAAAUAUUUUUUUAAUUAACGGGCCAGGGGCUGGAGCAAUCUUACAGUGGGUAUGGUGGUUGCCUUACAUGCAUCCAACCCCCAGCAUCUCAUAUAGUCCCUGGUGCACCAGGAGUAAUUCCUGAGUGCAGAGCCAGGAGUAGUGCCGGGUGUGACCCAACCCUAAAAAAAAAAAAAAAUGAAGAAGAUUAAUGGGACAGGGUGAGAGAGGUUGUUUAGCCAUUAAGGCACUUGCCUUGCAUGCUGCUGUAGCUUGACAGUAGUUCAAAUCCUGGCACCAUUCUAGAAGAUGAUGAAUGGUUGUAAUUUCAGAAUUGGCAUCUCUAGCCACCUUUCCCUGAUUCCGCCAGGUAUGUCUGUCCCCUGAGCACAGAGGUAUUUUUUCAGUGAUAAGGUCAAUAAUCUAUUUUUUAGUGUGGUCUUCUACUAGAGAAUGUAUUUUCAUGGAAUAGGAUCAUGGUUUUGUAAAAAACUUGGAUAUGUUGCUAGAAAGCCUGAAGUUAUUUGAAAUGCUAUCUCUGGCCAGAGACUUUGACUAGGUUUCAUUUCUCACUGAGACUCCCUUGUGGGGGCCAGGAAGAUAGCUCACAGGGCUAAUACCAUGAAUGCUGGUUCAAUCCCUAACAUAACAGGUCCCUCUAACACUUCUGGGAGUAGUGCUUAAGCACUGCCUCGUGUAGCUCCCAAAACAAACAGAAGGACUCUAUUCUGGCAAGGCUGGUUUAUGCAUUGAGUUCUGUGUACAUCUGUAAAAUUUGCUGAAGACAUUCUUUGUGUUCAUAACAAAGUGUACUUAGAUUUUUAUUCUAGAAUUAAUAUGCUACUCUGAUAGAAUUAAGAGAAUUAAGUUUAUUAGCUUUUCAGUAGUCUUUCUCGAAAAUAUCAUUGUCACUUCAAUUAAGGAAGUCCUGAACUCUUCUUAUAUAUACAUGUUAAAAAUAAAAAGGAUAUUUAGUUGAUAUGUACAUAAUGAACAGACCUGUACGUUUGAGGAAUGAGACUUUUCUUGUUAUGAGACUUAUCUUAUAACACUUCUUAUGAAGAAAUUCUAGAAGUGAUACUUGAAAUUAUGUUUCAAGAUAUUUUGGCUUGACAAGAUGCCAUCAUAUGCAAAGCUAUGAGUUUCACAUCUGUUGAGAAACAGCAUAAAUGUAACCAGCUUACAAAUUGUUGUGAAGCAGAUGAUGCAGACGAUCCUCUUAUACACAGAAACAAUGUCUCCAGGUCAGAUGAGCAGAUCAUUUGAAACCUUACUUGUCACAUGAAAGCAUUUAUUUAAAUUCGUUUUCUUUGUCUAGCUAAUGAUUAGUUUUUAGCCAUUAAAUGAAAUAGUGUGAUAUAAAGUCAUAAACAGAACCUGUCUUUUAUGGAUAACAUAGUAUUUAUGUCUGUGGUUUGUAUGCUUCCUAAUUGCCUGUAGUGGUCUGUUUGCAGUGCAAACAUGUAUCAUCUGUGUCUGCAGGAGAGCUUUGAGUACCAGUUUCAUUUUAUCUUACAUAAUAGUAAUUUGCCCUAGCUAAAAUGGAUCACUGUGGACUGGAGGAGUAGUACAGUGGGUAGGGUGCUUGCCUUCAAUGUCCAACCAUCUUGGGUUCAUGAACCUAGCAUCCCAUAUGGUCCCCCUAACACUGCCAGGAGUAAUUCCUGAGUGAAGAGCCAGGAGUUAUGCCUCAGUAUCAAUGGGUGUGGCCAUAAAACAAAUACAAAAUAAAUAAAUAAAAUAGAUCACUGAUAUAAUCUAAUCCAGUAUUUUCAUAGAAGGGACAUUGGGAUACACCUGGCUCAAGGGCUAUUCCUGGCUCUGUGGUCAGGAUAUGUGGUGCUGGAGAUUUGAACCAGGCCUACAGCUACUCUGCCACAUGCAAGUACCUUACCUCCUAUAGUUUUUCUCUGGCCCCUGAUUCAAGUAUUUUAAAUUAAACAAUGUCCCAUUGUUCAGCGAUUUGCUCGCGUGGGCACCAGUUCACUGUACACUGUAUACUGUCGUCCUGGUCAUUGAUUUUCUCAAGCGGGCACCAGUAACGUCUCCAUUGUGAGACUUGUUACUGUUUUUGGCAUAUAUUCAAUAUGCUAAAACAUAUUCACUCCACAGGUCCACGGGUAGCUUGCCAGGCUCUGCCAUGCGGGCGGGAUACUCUCAGUAGCUUGCCAGGCUCUCUUAGAGGGAUGGAGGAAUUGAACCCAGGUUGGCCACAUGUAAGGCAAACACCCUACCCGCUGUGCUAUCGCUCCAGUCCAAUAGAUCAUUACAUAAUGUUUAUUGUGCCUACUGUGAAACCUUGUCAUUCUUAGGAGGUUUUAAAAUUUUUUUAAUUUAAUUUUUGGGGUUUGGUGCCACAACUGGUGGUAUUCAGGGUUUACUUCUGACUCUGUGUUCAGGGAACUAUAUGGGGUGCUGAUAAUUGAACCCAGGUCAGCUGCAUGCAAGGCAAGCACCCUGCCCACUGUACUGUCUCUCCAAACCCAUAGCUUUUUAUUAAAAGGACCUAAACAUUAUAGUACUUUAUGUUACAUAAAUUUUACAUAGAUAUAUAUUAUAUACACACCAAAUAUAUCAAUAUUUAUUAUUUAUUAAUAAUUAGCAAUUAUUAGUAUAUGUGUAUAUAUAUACCAAAUACAGAUCUGAUUCGAGGGGGGGAAAUAAAGAGAGUUUGCUUUUUAAUUUUAAUUAAAUUUUCUAUGAUUUUUUAAAGAGAAGAGCAGCUAAAAAUAUCUUUUGUAUUUAAUUAUUGAAAAGAUUUGUAGAACUUUACUGGCAAUAUGACAAGCAGAAGCAGAACUAAGGUACUGGAGCAUAUGCUAAAAUUAUAUUUAUAAAUAUUAAUAUUUAAAGAACUAAAUCCUGAAUAUAAUUUUCUCACUUUGUCUACCAGAUCCACUAUCACCCUAAUCGAGUCUCCAUGUCACCUUGCUUCCCUCCUACAGUUUAAACCACUGCAGGGUUACAGUGAAUCUUCUUAUGGUGCUUAGAAAAGAGAGCCAAGAUCUUCCAGCAGUCAACCUAGUGCUCCAUGAUGGGGCCUUGGCCUGCUAUACCAACCUCACCUUCUACUACUAUACUUAGUUGUUAAUAUUUUUCGGAUGUUUUCCUUUUUUUUUUUUUGCUUUUGCUUGUUUUUUUUUUUUUGCAGUGCUCGAAAUACCAUAUGGGAUGCUGGGAAUGGAACCCAGGUUGGCCACGUGCAAGGUAAACGCACUUGCUAUCACUCCAGCCCCACCUGCCUCAAUUUUUUAAAAAACUUUGAGUUAGGGCCAAAGAUAGUACAAUGGGUAAAGUGCCUGCAUACAGUCGGCCUGGGUUUGAUCCCUGGCACCACAUGUUUCCCCAACUCUCGCCAGAAGUGAUCCCAGAGCAUCACUGGGUAUGGCCCAAAAGCCAAAAAUAAAUUAACAGAUAAAACUGACUUAGAAUAUUGAAUGGGCUGUAAUGAUAGCACAAUGGGAAGGGUGUUUAUCUUGCACACAGCCAGCCCGGGUUCGAUUUCUCCGUCCCUCUUGGAGAGCCAGGCAAGCUACCAAAAGUAUCUCGCCCGCAUGGCAGAGCCUGGCAAGCUACCCAUGGCGUAUUCAAUAUACCAAAAACAGUAACAACAAGUCUCACAAUGAGACGUUACUGGUGCCGUGCAAGCAAAUCAAUGAGCAAUGGGAUGACAGUGACAGUGACAGAAUAUUGGAGGGGGGUUGGGCUACAGCUGUCAGUGCCAGAGAGAAACUACUGGUUCUCUGCUGGGAGAUCUCAAUGCGUGGGAGACUAUGCAGUCCCAGGAAUCAAUCCAGAGUUGCCUGCAUGCAAGUCAAAUGCCUUAUCCCCUAUACUCUCUCUCCAGUUCCUGAGUUAGAUGAUGGUCCAAAUUAUGCUGAUAAGUCUAAGAAAUAUAUUUCUGUGAAUUUUUCCCUAAACUGGAAAGAGCUCUUGGGCUUCUAAUUCAAAACAACCCCAAUGUAUAUUAAAGCAUAAAAUUUAGAAAAACAUCCGAGGGGCUGGAGAGAUAGCAGAGCAUGUAGGGUGUUUGCCUUGCACAUGGCCGACCCGGCUUCUAUUCCCAGCAUCCCAUAUGGUCCCCCGAGCACCACUGGGAGUAAUUCCUGAGUGCAGACCCAGGAGUAACCCCUGUACAUCGCCAGGUGUAACCAAAAAAAAAAAAAAAUUGAGGUAGUGGCUGGGGAAAUAGCUCAGUAGUUAGGGAUGCUGGCUUUUUAUGGUCUCCAACCCAGUUUGAUCUCUGGCACACGUGUUCCCCUUAGCACAACAGGCUGUGACCUGCUGGUCCCCAGGCACUGCCUGGGUAGCCCUGGUGGUCCUGCUGCUGCAGACCCUGAGCAGUUCUGUCUCCUUAGGCCCUACAUGAAGCUGAACUGCCCAGCCUGGGGGCUGAGUAUUGCCAGAAGUGGCUCUUGGCCCCUCUGAGAGUUGCUUGGGAGACCCAAAAUAUAAAAAUCCAAUUUAAGGAAAUUUAAUAUAGUAUUUUAAAUUUUAUUGGUCCAGAUAGACAGUUCACUGGGCUAAGUGUUUGCUCUGCAUGCAAGAGGCCUGGGUUCAAUCCCCAGUACCACAUAGGCCUCUGAUCUCAGAGCCAGUAGCAGUCCCUGAGCAUUGUUGGGUAUUCCUCCUCCAGUAGCCUCUCCAACAAAAGAAAAACAAAGAUAAAAGAAUGCAAUUAAAAUUGUUGUUGUGUGGAUAUGGCCCUGAAACAAUAACAGCAAAAAACAUAAAAUGAAGUCAAACCAUUGGCCUUUGAUUACAAAACCAUUUGCAAGCAGUGGCGGGGACAGAGAGGAAGAGGGAGCAUAAAGGAAAUAUAAGGCCAGUGGUAGAGGGUCUUGGUAAUUUUGGUGGUGGUGAAACUGCAGUAUCCUUAUAUAUCAAAACUGAAAAAAUAACAUGAUGCUGAUCAUGUUACCUAAACUAUAACACUAACUAAAGCUUGUUCUCUCAAGCCUGGCUUCUUCCUUGAACACAUAUUUCUCUAUAUAGCUUUUCUUGCUUACUUUUUCGAGCUCGUUUUGAACACGUAGUCUUUUCCUCUACCCCCUUACAUCUUUCUAAAUAAAUUUUAUUCACUCAAACUAUCUGGCUUUAGAAAUUAAAAUAGGGGCCAGAGCUACAGUGUAGCAGGUAAGGUGCUUUGCUCUCAGCCAACCACAGUUUGAUACCUGGCACUCUAUCUGAUCCUUGUAGCCACACCGGGAGAGAUCCUUGAGUGCAGAGCCAGGAGCAAGCCCUCAGCACCACAGGUGAGGCCUAAGCACCAAAAAUGAAUAAAUCAAAUAGUUAUAGAAUGUUUUACUUUUGUAUUUUGAAUAUUGAAAUAUAUUAAUAGCAAUUAGAGUUUUCUUUGUGGAUGACUUGGAGAUUCUGAUUUCACGAUUGGUGGGGAAAUCCCUUCUGAACUUAUCAACAUAAUUAUUCGUACACAAGAUGAUUCAAAUGUACAUAGGAAAUCCUCAUCAAAGGUAAUUUCUCCCAGUAUAUUUGCAUAUAGGGAGUUUAAAUCGCAGCGUUGUCUUAUAACCUUAUCCAGUUAGCUCACGCAAUGAAAUAAUACUUUUCAAGCAAAACCACAAAACCACUAUAAAUAUUACACACACACACACACACACACACACACACAUGCUUUUUGGCAAUUUCCAAGCUUAGGGGCUACUCCCAUAAAAGUGCUCAGAGUUUACUCUUUGUGGUACUUGGGUGACCAUGCCAUGCCAGGGUUUGAAGCUGGACUUCCAGCAUGCAAAACAUACAUACUGGCCUUUUGACUUAUCUCCCCAGCUCCAAAAUCACAAUACAUUUGUUGUUUAUUUUUUAUUUGGGGACCAUACCCUGUAAUAGUGCUCAGGAGCUACACCCAGUUUGGUCCUCAGGAUUUGCUCCUGCUAUGCUCAAGGGACCGUGAGCUGUCUUCUGCAUGCAAACCCUGUUCCACAGCUCUUUCACCUAUCUCAUUUAAAAAUAAUAUAAGUAUAGCAAAAUGAAUUAUUUGGCUUGGUCAGGUGAUAAGUAGUUGAUUUUUUUCCCUCAAGGCUGCUGAACUUCUUUUGUCACCUAGUUUUUAUUUCAAUUUAAGAUAGAAGAGUUUAAAGUUUUGCAUUGUAUAUAUAAUGUAUUGUAAGUUAACAUUUGAAGUUUAAAAAUUUGGGGGGCUGGAGCACAGCUGGUAGGGUGUUUGUCUUGCACUAGUCGACCCAGGUUCAAUUCCUCCGCCCCUCUCAGAGAGCCCGGCAAGCUACCAAAAGUAUCUCGCCCGCAAGGCAGAGCCUGGCAAGCUACCCAUGGCGUAUUCGCUAUGCCAAAAACAGUAACAACAAGUCUCACAAUGGAGACAUUACGGGUGCCCAUUGGAGCAAAUCGAUGAGCGACGGGAUGACAGUGACAGUUUAUAUCAGCUUGUACCCUACAGACAUCCAAAAACCUCUGGUUGGAAGAGGAGGGAUAGAGAGAUAAAAAUUGGCCAGAGAGGUAGAACAGUGGAUAAUGCUCUUGCUUUGGAUACAGUUGAUCCCCAGAACUGCGUAUAGUACCCCGCUGAGCACCACCAGUUGUGAUCUGUGGGCACAGCCAGGAGUAAAUCCAGAGCACUGCUGGAUGUGGCUGAAAAAAAUUAUAAGGAACAGAAAGUACAGGGUUAAAGUGCUUGCCUUUUAUGCUGGCCAACCCCAGUUUAAUCCCAUAUGGUCUCCUGAGCAACAGGUGUGUCUAAAACAAACUUGAAAAAAGAAAGGACAGAUAUUGAUGUCUGCUAUUAUAGUACUUAAUUUGUAUCCACUGAUAAUUAUAGCUGAAACUAUGGGAAAUGAUUGACAAUAUACAUCUGUAACCACAUGUUAAAGUGCAUGAAGAUGAUAUUGUGAGAUAAACAUAGAUCUGAGACAGGUGCUACAGAGGACCCUAAGCAAUAGAAAAUACAAAACACUUUCACUCAACACAUUAGAAGCCAAUUGCAAGGCCGGAGCCAUAGUACAGCAGGGAGGGCUCUUGCUUUGCAUACCUGGACCUGUUGAAUUCAUCAGUGUCCUUUACGGUCCAAGCCCACGAGGAGUGAUUAUUGAAAACAGGCUCCCGACCCCCAGAUUGCUUGUGUGCCAGUUAUUAAUUUAUUGCCUCUUUAUUGCCACUGAAUUAGGGUGGUUUUUAUUUUUCCUUUUUUUCUUUUCCUUUUCUUUUCAUUUUUUUUUUUUUUAACUCCUGGUAUGACAGAGAACUUUGGCACUCUCUUGCCAGGCAACCUUUUCUCCCUGGGUCUGGUGUGCUCUGCAGUCUCCCCCAGCACAGAAGCUUCCUGGGGGCCACACUCCCAUUGGGCUUACAGUCUCUGCCACCUGCUCUGAAACUUCUCCAGGGCUUGGCUCCUGUUACAGUCAUCAGCCAAAACCUUUGGCCUGGUGAUUUUUGCAACAGUCAUAGUCCCUGACAACAGCAUUGCCUGGCAUUUUAGAGGGUGAUUUUCUGAAAAUUGUACUAAACAGACCACUGUGAUAAAUGUGUCAUGCAGCACGAAACGCUUCAUUCUGUAACAUGAUCUGCAUUUCAAUCCUUGUGGUCCCAUCCUCUGAAUUCUCCUUUUCAGGGCUGGUGAUUCCUUUUUCCGUCUACUAUUUCUGUGUUGCUUUGUGUCCUUUCUAUCUAAUCAGUCUUUUAUCCUAAUCCUGUUAUAUUAAAUAAUGUUAAUAUUAAGUGUUGGAUGCUCAAAUUGUUCAAAUUGUAGCUAUUUCUUUUUAUUGGACCCAGUUUGUCCUGCCUGUAAUUUAUAAUCAAUUAUCUCAGUAAUUGCAUUGUAGAUUAUCUCUAAUAUCGGGGUUAAGUUAUAUUAAAGACAUGUAAUUAUGAUAGGAAUUUAUUAGCAUUCAAAUGACAUUUUAAUGCAGAAAUAUCCUUGAGCCUGAUUCGAUCAAAGUACAUAGAGUUUAAUGUUAGAAUUAUAUAUAUCAAUGAACUGAUUAUUUAUAAUUGUUAUUCACAGAGUAAUACAUCUUUCAAAGUUAAAAAAAAUAAAAGCACACCAGGCAAAGUCCAGAGAGAUAGUAGGGCAAGUAAAGCACAUUCCCUCCACAGAACCCCACCUGGUGCCAGAGCCUGGCCAGAAAUAAUCCCUGAGCCCUGAGUGCAGAGUCAGGUGAAAGCCUUGAGCAUUGCCAGGUCUAGCUCCCCAAAACAAAACCAGCAGCAACAACAGCAGCAGCAACAAGUGCACACAAGGGACAAGAAAAAUAGUACAUGGAUUAAGGUGCUUGCCUUGCAUUCCACAUGAUCCUAGCAUCCCAGAUGGUCUCCCAUGUGCCACCACCAGGUAUUACUCCUGAUCACGGAGCCAGGAAUAAAUAACCCAUGAGCACUGUGGUACGGAGUCCACCCCUCAUAAAAAUAAAUUUAUAAUUGAAAAUAAAACAAUGCACACUUUUUUUGGCCUGGUGAUUUUUAUAAGAAUCAUGAGACACCUGUAAUUAAGCCACCUUUACAUUUGCUUAUCCAUUGUUCUCACUCCCUAUGUCUCUCUUUAUCACAGUUGAAUUCUUCUCCUAGAUGUGUAAAUUUACUUAAAAUCAUUGUAAUUACUAUUAACUUCAUGAAUUACUGGGGGUGGGGCAUAAAUGAAAACAGAAAAUGUCUCACCACUGGAGAUUUCCUUAUAGUUUUUAUAAAGCAGAUGCAUAUGCACCCUUUUUUGAAGAGUCUAAUCUCUCAAGUCAAUUUGUCUUAAAGUUCUAUUUAAUUUAAAUUGCUAUUCCACUAUUCACACAAGGCAAAUUAACUUAUCUAAGCCUUGUCUUCAAAUUGUUUUAAUGUUUAAAUGAAAUAAGGUAAGUUAUUCUUUUAGCACAAUGCCUGGCACAUAUUUCUUAAUUGCUAUUACCCACUGUAGUAAAAAUAAAGUAAUUUCUUGGAUUGGUUAUAGCUGACAGCCUUAUAUGAUAAACCUCUCUUAGGAAACUGAAAGCCAGUUAUGCACUUAAUAUAAAUCUUUAAGUGUAGAGGAAAGCUAAGAAACUGUCACCACUGAAUUUUGAGCAAAUUUUGAAAUACAACUUGUGAGAUCAGGAAUAAAUUAAAACAUAGCUCAAGUUAUAUCAAGCUCAGGACUACAGUGGAGCUUGAAUCAUUCCAAAACUGCAUGAUUCUGACUAAGAAUAGCUAUAGCCCAAGGGAAGAAUAUGGUGGUAAGGGAUGUAAGGAGUAGAAAAGAGAUGGGGUACAGAGACAGGCAUUGGACCAGCUUCUCUGCACUUACUGGUGCUGAUAAAAUAGACCAGUAGCGAAAACAAGGGGCCCCUUCCUUCAGCCCCACUACUAAGAAGACAAUCUUCUAAUUGCCCUGGUGGUAAUUAGGAUCAAUCUCAUAGUGCAAUAUAACACAAGCUGAAUAGAUUAGUGGCACAGAAUGGAGUAGCGGAACAGUCAUGUGUAUAUGUGAGGGUGACCGUGAUCCUAGAGAGAAUCUUGCUGGUCACUGAUAGAUGCACUAGAGCAACUGAAAGUUUUAUUCUUUAUUUGGAGCUUCAUCACAUUAGUUACAGUCGCAUGUUGAACUUUUAAUUGAGUAAAAUUCCUGCUGGUUAUUUUUAUGCUUCCAUAAUGUAUUUGUUGGUUUUGGACCACCACCCAACAGGAAUUUAAAUAUGGGGAAGAGGGGGACUGGAGUGAUAGCACAGCGAGUAGGGCGUUUGCCUUGCACACGGCCAACACAGGUUCGAUUCCCAGCAUCCCAUAUGGUCCCCUGAGCACUGCCAGGGGUAAUUCCUGAGUGCAGAGUCAGGAAUAACCCCUAUGCAUCGCUGGGUGUGAGCCAAAAAGCAAAAAAAAACA
Sorex araneus (European shrew) is the source of this 11053-nucleotide messenger RNA. RefSeq names its product dual specificity phosphatase 19 (gene DUSP19). Gene Ontology annotation, biological process: protein dephosphorylation; regulation of MAP kinase activity. NCBI's taxonomy places the organism in Eukaryota, Metazoa, Chordata, Mammalia, Eulipotyphla, Soricidae. Gene Ontology annotation, cellular component: cytoplasm. The transcript is spliced from 4 exons. Gene Ontology annotation, molecular function: JUN kinase phosphatase activity. The coding region runs from base 173 to 853 and encodes 226 amino acids. The record is from RefSeq and is a predicted model, not a curated record.